CUUCUCAGAACCCAACAACAAUAAGCAAGAAUGCAGGUACUUCGUUUGAUCAUCGCUCUAGUAGUGUUGCUGGGAUGUCAUUCGACGACAACAACAGCGUUCGUGCAGCCCACGGUCUCCAUUGCCCGGUCGGCUGAAAACAAUCGCCAGGGUCGUUUGCUGUGUGACCAAAAAUCGCGCCAUAACAACAACCACAACAAGAAUAGACAGUCGCUUGCAACACAACAACAACAACAAAGUGAUGCCGCCGACAACAACAACAAGGCGGAUGUCUUUUUUGAUGGACGAACUACCUUUGCCCUCGUGGGCGGCCAAUCGCUCUUGAUUCUGGGAAGCAUUGCCGUGGCAGCUUUGGUGGGCACACCUCGCUUUGGGCUGGGACCGGGAUUCGACCUCAGUUGGUCUGCCGUAGGCACCGGUGUCUUGCUGACACUGCCACUGGGAAUUCUGGCGGCUCUGUUGGAUUUGGUCGAAGAACGAUUCCAAGCCCUCAAGGAUGUCACCAAAGCCACACAACGGAGUGUUCUGGCAUUGUUGGGAGGUGAAUUCAAACCGGUCAUUGCCUUGGUCACAUCAUUGGCAUUGGGAUGUGUCGCUGGACUCGGCGAAGAAAUGCUCUUUCGAGGGGUUUUGCAAUUUGAACUGUCGGCACGAUUUGGGGAAGUCCUUGCCAUUGGCUUGUCCUCGGUCAUUUUUGGGCUCUUGCAUGCCGUGACACCCCUCUAUGCCAUUCUGGCAACUUUAGCGAGUGUCUAUUUUGGUGCAAUCUACAUUUGGUCGUCCAAUUUGGCAGUCCCUAUUGUGACACAUGCAUUCUACGAUUUGGUCGCAUUGCUCUUUGCUCAUUGGACCGUGUCCCGGCUCAGCGAACAAGAGCAACAGUCGCUGUCACUUUGGAAAGGACCUGGAGAUGUUUAGGUCUAGAUAGCUAGUUACGAGCUACGUACUCGAGGAGGUACCAAAAGAAGCGAAGCAUUCUCAGUCUCUUUUCUUUUUCGGGAUCAGCUGUACAUACAAACAUUCCCAGCGAGCUAGCUACCUACAGGACAAGUCAGAUCAUGCCAAACGAACGACCCUGACUGACUGGCUACGCACAAUAUUCAUUCAGCUACCUAUAGCUAACGUAGCUACAACUAACUACAUACGGUAUAGAUGCACCGCAAGUUUCAAAAGUCCAAAAAUCACUACUAGACCGACA
This is a messenger RNA of Seminavis robusta, 1198 nucleotides long. The record is from the annotation of a GenBank genome assembly. Lineage: Eukaryota; Bacillariophyta; Bacillariophyceae; Naviculales; Naviculaceae.